Messenger RNA from Rhopilema esculentum, 1159 nucleotides. The record is from RefSeq and is a predicted model, not a curated record. NCBI's taxonomy places the organism in Eukaryota, Metazoa, Cnidaria, Scyphozoa, Rhizostomeae, Rhizostomatidae.
UCCGGUUUUAGUCUCACGACCAGAACAUUCAGCCGAAAAGCAUCAUCCAAGAAUGGAUUUCACCUAUUUUGAUGACCAAAUCGACGAAGACCUACUUGAACUUGCUGUCGAGGAAACUACUAUUAAGUUUUGUGAUGAUAGUCAAGUAGAUGUUAUUCACCAACAAACAACGAGCAAGGCAAAGAAAAGAAAAGUUAAAGAGCCAAAUCAUAGGAAGAAGGGGGUGACUUUAAAGAGGAAAGAACAGGAUGCUCCUCAGAUUUGUAUAAAUUCAAUCAUCAAAUGUGCUUUAGAAUCGAUGGCAAACAAUGCGGUUUUGGAGGAGAUGUAUGGAGAAGUUCUUCAAAGGCUAAUGGAAGGACCUACUGAUACAACAGACUUUCUAAGUGGUCUCUUUAAGAACAGAUUGGAAAGCAAAACCAAUUCUUUGGAUUCCAUGUGGACAAAUUUCCACAAAGUUUGGGUGGAUGAAGAUGUUAGAAAAAAUGUGCAAGCCCACUUAGGUGUCUCCAAGGAGUUUAGUUCAUGGCUUAUGUUGCACUGCCAAGAAGAAAUUGCCAAGCAGAAGAAAGGGAUAGAGGAACUGCAUCAGCAACCCAAAGAGCUAACUAAGGGUGAUAAAGAAGUAAUAUCAUACAUUUGCGGAGCAGUAUUAUCAAAGCUUAUAAAAAAGACCUAUGACACAGUAAGAAAGAAACAUGCGACAAAAGAAACUGAAAAUACUUUGAGGCAGAGAAUAGAAUUACUUAACUGCUGCAAGGGCACUGAAGAAGAGUGGUUGAGGGAUAAGAAAUUGAUUGAUACAUUGAACCGGGGUGGUCUAACAUACCCAAAAGCAAAAUUUGUUGAAAUCUUUCAUAAAGCAGAAGAAAUUUUGAGGAAAGCUAUAUCUUCUAAUCCAAAAAGGAUUAAUGUUGCUUCUAUUGUUGUCACCAUUUUCAAGGAGGCAUCUACAUUGCUAGCUACCUCAAAGUUUCUGUUUGAUUCUGUUGAUGCAGCAUCUGAUUUGAAGGACACAAUUUUUAAAGAUGCUAUUCGGGUCUACAUUAAAAUUAGAGCUCAUGCUCAUGCUAGACAUGUGAUAGAGACACAUAAAUGUGCAACUGGACGACAAAAGAAGGAGAAGGCAUUACGGAAAAAACUCAAAUUAUCUUCCUAA